Messenger RNA from Chiloscyllium plagiosum (whitespotted bambooshark), 2548 nucleotides. RefSeq names its product Rho GDP dissociation inhibitor gamma (gene arhgdig). Lineage: Eukaryota; Metazoa; Chordata; Chondrichthyes; Orectolobiformes; Hemiscylliidae. Gene Ontology annotation, cellular component: cytoplasm; membrane; cytosol. Gene Ontology annotation, biological process: Rho protein signal transduction. The record is from RefSeq and is a predicted model, not a curated record. Gene Ontology annotation, molecular function: protein binding; Rho GDP-dissociation inhibitor activity.
GAGCAUUACAUAUUCUCUCUACAUGGGGAAGCAUUGUGUUUGUAUUCAAGUGUGCGCUGCAUGUGGUGGGAGGGAGAUGAGAUCAUAGACAUCUGCGAGAUAAUGACUGAUGGGAGUUGAGAGCAGCAUAGCAUUAGGGCAGCUAGCAAAUCAAUAGCGUCUGCAGACGAAUAGGAUUUUUACAUUACAGUUCCAUUGCAGUCAAUGUGUAGCAUGUGAAAUUUCUCAUAUCCAGGAUUACUUUUCUUUUUAGAUAUUUUUCUCUUCAUAUACUUUAUGGGGGCAGUGUAAAAAACAUUUUGCUCUGGUUGUUUUUUUUAUUGUGUCCGUUUUUGAGUGAGACAGCAUCCACACUGCUUGGAGACAGAUUACCAUGCUGGGUUUGGAUGUAUGUGAGUUUGGCAGCCAGCUCCUGGAACUUAUGUGGUUGACAGUAUGCUACAAAGAUAUUUUGGCAGAAAAGGAUCCAGAGCUGUAUCCUGUCGAAGAGGAUGCCUUGGUUGACUCAAGCUACAGAGCACCGGCACAGAAAACACUGAAAGAAAUUCAGGAGAUGGACAAUGAUGAUGAGAGUUUGAAUAAGUACAAACAUACUCUUCUUGGCCGUGGUCCUCUAGAUAUAGAUCCCAAAACUCCCAACGUUCAAGUAACAAGUUUGACCCUGGUCAGUCCUACUGCACCUGAGCCCAUUUUCAUGGAUCUAGCAGGUGACCUGGCAGCUCUAAAGAAGAAGACCUUUGUGUUGAAGGAAGGUACAGAAUACAGAUUGAAAAUUAACUUUAAAGUUAACAGAGAAAUUGUUUCAGGCUUAAAGUAUGUCCAUUUUACAUGCAAGGGCCGUUUGCAGGCAAGUAAGGACACCUAUAUGGUUGGCAGCUAUGGCCCUAGAGCAGAUGAGUAUGAGUUUAUAAGUCCAGUUGAAGAAGCACCCAAAGGAAUGAUGGUGAGGGGCAUGUACACCAUGAAGUCCCAUAUCACAGAUGAUGACAAAAGUGACCACCUGCACUGGGAAUGGAAGCUCAAUAUAAAGAAAGAUUGGAAGGACUAAUACCUGCUCACUUUGAAAUGAGUAACCAGGAUUACUGUCCUUUGGUACCAAAGUUACUUUAAGGCUUUUUAAUUACUGUUCCUAAUUGUGUACAUCAUUAUAUGUGCAAAAGUAACUAUUUGUCUGCAAACCUGUUGUUUUUAGUACAAGUGCUUUCGGUAGUUAUGUGUGUUCUGGUGUUUAUAAUGGUGAUAUGAAGAUCUAUAUCAAAAUACUGACUAUUCAAAAAUGGUUACAUGUAAACAUGGAUAUGAGAAUGAUUAACUUGUUCUGAGCGGCUAACAAUAUAUGAUGUAAUAACAUUCAUAAUGUCAAUAGUGAAUAAAUGAAUAAUGCAUUCAGUAGAACACUGGAUAUGUCUCUAAGCUUUGCACUCAGUCCCAAGUUCUAUAAUGCAUUCUGCUUCUUCAUAAAAUAUUAGCAGAUGUAAACUUGAAAUAAAAACAAAAAAUGAUGAAAGUGUGCAUUAAGUUAAUUGGCAUCUAAAAAAAAGGAAGACAUUUCAAGAUGUAACACUUCAUCAGAAUUGCAGAUAAGUGCUCUGAAUUCUCUUAUAUUUUCUGCAAUAGUUGAAGUUUAUUUCCAUGGUGUAAAAGCACCUGAUAUGUAGUUAAAAAUAAUAUUUUAAACUUUAAAUGGCAAAAAUAAAUAUCUGAUGAAUUAUCAAAGUAAACAAGUUAAAUAAUCAAAUUGAAUAGUCACUUUACAACUUUACAACUGACACCUUUACUAUUAACUACAGUAAUUACACUUGAAAAGUACUUCAAUGCUGUGAAGCAUAUUGGGAUGCCCAGAGGUUGUGAAAGGCACUAUAUAAAUGCUUCUUUCUGUCUUUUAAAUUUUUUUUUGAGAUUUUCACAUCAAAGCUGCAUUUAUCAUGUAAUAUCCCUAGUAUUGAAUAUAGAAUUAUUUGUUAAUGUCAGACAUUCUUCAUAUCUAGAAACUUUAGAGUUUUGUACUAUCAAAACAUAUGUUCCUUUUCUCUGUGCACACAAAUAACUUCUGCUUAAGGUACAAAAUUGGAGAAACUGAAAUGUUAUUGCCUCGUUGUGAUUUUUUUUCUUGAUUUUGCCUUCCACAAAGUCUAAUUCAUUCAGAUAGCUCUUUUGUGAUUAUUGUGGUUAAGGCAGCAUGUUAAAUAGUAUGAAAAUGUAUGUUAAAGUGCAGAGGAGUGUAACACAAUGGAGCUAAUGCAAUUCACUUUCCAGCUUUCGCUGUUGUGUCUAUCUCUGAGGAUCAAGUAUGUAGCUUACAAAUUCACCUUCCUAUUGACCUCUUUAAUUUCAGAGCUCUUUGGGGUAUUGUAGUAAGGUUCUGAAAAUGUUAUAAGAUUCAAAUCUGAAAAACAUAGUGCCCUUGUUAACUGCAAUCAAGGUUUCAUUGUGUGAUCAACCUGUUCUACUCAGUUACAAACAUUCGGUCUUCUUGUGGGAUUAUAAUUUUUCUGUGACCUGUAUCUAAAGGGAUGAUGCUUCAAAUAAAGACUGGGCAUGAACAGGA